AUGGCAUUCAGCGGUGCCACCACAGCUCCUACCGCGGACAUGGACAUCGACAUGGACCUUGACCUCGGACCAGAGCCCGAGCCCGAGCCCGAAUCAAUUCAGGUGGAAACAACCACGAAUGUAGAAACCACUAUCGACCCCCUCACCGAUGAAGCGGUUUACGAAAAAGUGCAUGUUCGCGGCGUCGAUGAAAUGACCACAGACAAUAUCAAGCAAUUUGCUCGCGACUGCUCUGGGCAGGAACCAGUGCGUGUUGAAUGGAUCGACGACACAUCCGCCAAUAUCAUCUUCUCUUCCGCCGAAAUCGGCCUCCAAGCUCUCACAGCUCUCACUCAAGUCCCCGAGGAAGAGGACGCGUCUACCUUGCCACCUCUGCGUCUCCGAUCAGCGAAGAUCCUCUCAUCUCACCCUGAUUCCGUCCUCCAAGUGCGAUCGGCUGUCAAGUCAGACCGCAAGCAACCACGCGCCCAUGAGAAGAGUCGCUUUUACCUUAUGCACCCCGAGCACGAUCCCCGAGAACGCCUGCGACAAGAAUUUGCAGACCGGAGAAAUAGCGAUGAUGCAGGCGAUGGGGAUUAUAGGCGGCGCAGAUUCGACAACCGGGAGCACCGACGCCGCCGAGACCGUGACGAGGACGACCACUUCAAUGCCGACAUGUAUGGCGAUAAUGUUGGCACUGAACCCGAGCGCGCUCGGCCACAACCUAGAGGUCGUGGUCAGAGGGACCUGUUCCCGGAGGAUGAGGGCCGAUCAAGUGGACGGCUCCGGAAUCGCAGUGCGUCUCCAGGACGAGACACGCUGGAGGAAGAACUUCGAGCCGAGCGAGGUGGUCGUGAGAAUACCAGGCGAUUCCGUGAGCGGUCGCCCCGACACAGUCGUAGAAAUAAGGACAAAGAACUUUUCUCAAGCGCGGGUGCAGGCGAGAGCGCGUCAGGAAACCGCGAGCUUUUCCCAAACAAGCCGACAUCCAGCUACAUCAAGAAGGAGUUGUUACCCAGCAAGCCUAGUCACCAUCGUCGAUCAGACGCAUUCGACGCUUCUACUGCCCCAGGCACCUCUGAACACAGACGUCACAGCAAUAUUGAACUCUUCCCUGAUUCCACCAACAAUGGCGCCCGCAUUCGUGGAGCAGCCACAGCCACCGAGGACCAAGGAUUUGCCAUCCGGGGUGGCGCGUCGAAUGGCAUGUCGAUUAAAGGCAGGGGCGCAUCGGUGCGCGAGCUGUUUCCUUCCAAGUACGACAAUGUCUCCGACAAUCACACCAACGCUGGCGCGAACGCUGGCAAGGAAUUGUUUUCUGAUACACUAGAAGGACGCGGUGGUCGUAGGCGUCGGGCAGAGGAUAUGUUCAGCUGA
This is a messenger RNA of Penicillium coprophilum, 1356 nucleotides long. Its product is annotated as NCBP3 domain-containing protein. Gene Ontology annotation, molecular function: mRNA binding; RNA 7-methylguanosine cap binding. Gene Ontology annotation, cellular component: nucleus; cytosol. Lineage: Eukaryota; Fungi; Ascomycota; Eurotiomycetes; Eurotiales; Aspergillaceae. The transcript is spliced from 2 exons. The coding region runs from base 1 to 1356 and encodes 451 amino acids. The record is from RefSeq and is a predicted model, not a curated record.